Haliotis rubra (blacklip abalone) is the source of this 4262-nucleotide messenger RNA. RefSeq names its product mitogen-activated protein kinase kinae kinase bck1-like. NCBI's taxonomy places the organism in Eukaryota, Metazoa, Mollusca, Gastropoda, Lepetellida, Haliotidae. Gene Ontology annotation, biological process: protein phosphorylation. The transcript has 10 exons. The record is from RefSeq and is a predicted model, not a curated record. Gene Ontology annotation, molecular function: protein kinase activity; ATP binding. Bases 251 to 2257 code for a protein of 668 amino acids.
UUGUAAACUACUUAACGUUAGACUGGGACAAUUCUCAUGAUACUGACGAUUAUAUCUGAGUGAACAAUUUUUCUUUACUGCCACUUCCGGAGUUUUAGAAGUACGAUCCACACAUCCAGUUUUAAGUUGAUAUUCAGAAAUGGCUAUUCCCCCAGCCAGGCCUUCACAAGGUGAUGCAGAUCUACUUAAGUCUUGAAGGAAGUCACAUUUUCAAAAACCCUGUUCUCUUGGCUUAGUGAUUAAUAAAGCUAUGGAACAGAGGGAGGUAAAACCGAAUGAAGAUGAGAAUUCAGUGUCUGCUUCAGGGAAGGACAAGAGUACAUUUCAACCAGAUCUUUCUGAUAUCAAUCAGAACUACGUAUCAAAUACUUGCAAGAGUAUUGUAAACUUCCAAAGAUCUCAAAAUGAGGUCAUUAGUCAGAUGUCCCAAUUACCAGAACAUAAUGAUGAACCAAUCUUAUCUGGUGGAGGUGAUCCCAUCACAUCAAAUCAGCAAGGUGAUUCUGUGAUAGAAAGCUCAAGUUGUACCGACACUUCUGAGUCAAAUCAAAGAUCUCAAUUUUUAAGAGUUGAACAGGAAAGAAUGACUGCUGUAUCAGGAACUCCCACAAAUACUUGUCCUCCGUGUAGUGGAAUGAUGCAGAGUUCAUCAGAUGUGAUGUCCGAUGGUGUUUUGAAUGUUCCUAAUUUAUCCCUUUUGGAGGAUUCCGACGACGAGGAAGAAUGGGAAAGUUCUGAUAUUGAACUUGUAGAGGGCAAUGAAGACACCUUUGUGAAAGGUGACUAUGGCAGUGAUGAUGGCGAACUGAUAGCACGUGGUGCUAGUAGAGACACCAGACCUGCGUUCUCUGUCCCAAGUGUUGUCAACAGUGGCUCGGCAUUGCGCUUGAAUCGAGAGUUGUCACGGAUUACACAACCUGGAGAUGACUUAACCAUAGGUUCUACUGCCCCAACGGAGUGUUUUACCACAGACUUACAGGAGGAUGGUGCCCCCCUAGCUCGGCCUCCUCUGAAAUGUCAUCAUGACGUCAGACAGGGAAGUAGGAAAGAAUUAGAAGAGUUUGUGAGGAAACACAUGUACAAAGCUCCCCCAAACAAAGGGCUGCUAGUUAAUGAAGAACUCAAUCCAGUAAAUAUUGGUAGUGAAUGGUUUUACCGAGAGAAAGAAGAAUACAGGAUACUUGAUGGAAUACAACAUAAUAGUGUUUGUUUAUGUGAAGACCACAAGUCUCACCACAAGUUUGUACGGAAACGGCGGAAACGUGUCAAGUUUGAAGGCCAGAAGAAGUCUGUAUUGGUUCCUUUAUUGCACCAUGACAGUCCGUAUAUAAUGGAUAUAUUUGGACUUAUUGUCUUUACCGAGGAAGUCCAUGUAUUCAUGGAAUAUUGUGAAGGUGGGCAUUUGGAACACCACACACCUUAUUCUGUCAGUGAAACCGUACCCGUUCUUCAACAGCUUCUACAAAGUCUGUCUUACAUUCAUUCCAGGGGAAUAGUUCAUGGAGAUAUUAAGCCUGAAAAUAUCUGCUUCCGAAUACCAUCGGAUUUGACAUCACUGUGCCUGAUUGACUUUGAGUUUGUCAGAACUCAAGAAUCUCCACCCCAGUUUAAAGGUUACACAACUCAGUUUCUACCUCCUUGGUGGGAAACAAUAAAAAAGGAAGAGCUUUUCUCUCCCUUGUUGGUAACUAUGGACCUAUGGGCAGUGGCAUGUGUGGCUAUUUGCCUGCUGACCAGCAAGAGGCCCUGGUCAAAACAAGUGAAAGACUUUAAGAAACAGUGUCCAGAAUGUCCAGCCAAGAGUUGUAAUUGCAACCGUGUCUUGAGGCAAGUUAUGAAUCAUAUAAGUACUGAUGGCCACAACAUUCUUAAGAUUCUCGACAAAAAUGUACUUGUCAAAACUAAAGAAGGGCAAUUACUCAAGACUUUAGAAUUCCUGACCCAGCGAGAUCAAGGUGACAAGGAUUGCUCCAGAGCAGAGCAGGCCCAGAAGAUACUCAGUGGGGAGGAUGCAGAGGUGGAGACAGUGGAGAUUGAGAUUCAGUAUAAAGGCAGGCUGCUCUACAAAACAGUUGUUGAUAAAGGUACAUCUGUUGGACAGGUGCUUCAGAAACAGGAAGUACAACGAAAGUUGAAUGAUAAACUGACCCUGGCUCAGCCUCCAAGUGACCACGCAAUCAACAGUAGAUGCAUCAUCACAGUACAAAAGGGGGAUUCACGUGUCAAGAAGUGGAUGGAGAAACUGCACUUACUGUGACACUGAUCAGCAUCCCUUCCUGUAGUCACUGUUCUGUUUGUUAUGGAACGCCACACCCAGCAAUAGUCAAGCAAUAUGAGUCGGAUCGGUGAAUAAUCAAGUCAGGACUAGAAAAUCCAGUGACUGAUUUCAUCAAGUAAUGUAAUGUGCAAUCAUGUAAAUGAGUGAGUAUGGGUUUACGCCACUUUCAGCAAUAUUCCAGAAAUAACACGGCGGGGACACCAGAAAUGGGCUUCACACAUUGUACUCAUGUGGGGAAUCGAACAGGGCCUUCUCGGCGUGACAAGCAAACACUUUAAUCACAAGGCUACCCCACUGCCCUCGCAGAAAAUAAAGUCCGAGAGCCUGAUCAGCUGGCGGUCAGUCUGUUAGGACAAGCAUAAUGGUGACCUUCUGUGAGCAGUGUGACAUUAUACGUUGUUCACUGGUCACGAGGGGGGCAUAAACAUAAACAAACAUCGAGGGUACAUCAACCCAUGGGCCCCGAGGGACCAGUGAACAACGUAUUUAUCUUACCGAACACCUUAAUGUUAAUAUUGAAUUGUUGGAAGCACGAGUACAAAUGUUUUUGUAGCCAUCUCUAGAUUUUGCAGACAAGAAAAACAGAUUUAGAGUUAUCUCCCUUCCCUCGAUUUGCAUUCCCAAAACAUCUCUAAUUUCCGUACAUCAUACGUGAUUCAAUGUAAUUUCGAGAUAAAGAAUUACUACCUCGAAGUACCAAAUGAGUUGCCAUUGACAGCGGGGUACAUUGAAAUGUUACUCGCUUGUAAGCGGGGUACAUUGAAAAUAAUAGAAGAGCGCUCAGCCAAUCAGAAAGCGACAUUUAUGAGCGAGGUAUGAUAAUGAUGAAUGUUCUUCAUACAAAACAGUUGACAAUAUUUAGCAAGUAAAUACAGGUAAAACAAGCAAAUUUCACUAGAUGUUUUAGUAAAUUUUAAAUUAAUAAAUAUGGUGAAUUGUAAAGAUUAUGCAGUACUUAAACCUAAUCAUAUGAAGUCAUUCCUUGCUUUUAUCACACGUAAUACAUUUUAAGCGGCCUUCACAUGUCAAACUAAAGUUUGACAACACAUGUUCUUUACAUUUUAAAAGUUGUCAAAUUCACGUUUUCUCACGUCAAACACAUGUUGUCAAACUUUCGUGUCAUUUUGAGCGCAAUGGCUUUAUCGGUGUGGUGAUGUGACAAUUUUGUUGACUGCGAUUGGUUGUUUCUGAACAACACGAGUUUGACAACUUUUCAAACGUCAAACAAAAGUUUGAUAACACCAAAGGUUUGAUGGAAAAGUUGGCGAGAAUAGAGACAACUCUGAAAUUGCUGUUGGUGGCGUUGGUGGCGAGUUGUUGGAAUGUUCACACUCUCAAAACUUUAUUUUGUCGUGUGAAGGCCGCUUUACUGGUCGAACUUUUGAGAUGGAUGCGUGUGAAGAGAUUGUGUGAUUCAUCAUUAUAAGGAAAUAGAGGGGUGUGGCAAGGUGCUGUGUUAGCAUGAGCACAGUGUAGCCAAAAAUACACCAAACGGAAGUGGAAAAGUCUAGAUGUUGAUUGUCUGUCGCCCAGACCAAAGAGAAUAAAUUAGAAUGGAGUCCCAACUAAAAUCUAAUUUGAUUGGGCAAAUUUACAUUUACUCAACUCUAGUCAAGUUUGGGCUCCUUUUGCAUUUUAUUUAUUUAUAUAUAUUUUAGGAUGCUGUGUUGUUAAUGCCUGAAGUACCAUGCAGAAAACGUUUCACAGAAAUACUGACAUCUGUCCUACAGAUUCUAUGCAUUGAUACUGAAAUCAGUCAUUGUACUCCACUGUCUUUCAACCUAGUGAUACAUUGGUGUUUUCGGAGUGUUUUGAAAUUUUUCAUAUAGUCAUGUUUUGUUGAGCUAGUGCGAUCUGGUAAUGCGCCACAAUAUGAUCUUAGCACUAGUGGUGUUCCGAUUAAUUAAAAUCAUCGAAGAUUGGUCGCAAUGAUCAAAUGACCAAGCAAUUGAUCACGUUUUCUCAUAAUCGAAUACAAACGAUU